This is a messenger RNA of Papaver somniferum (opium poppy), 1645 nucleotides long. Its product is annotated as WAT1-related protein At1g09380-like. Bases 219 to 1214 code for a protein of 331 amino acids. Gene Ontology annotation, cellular component: plasma membrane. Gene Ontology annotation, molecular function: transmembrane transporter activity. NCBI's taxonomy places the organism in Eukaryota, Viridiplantae, Streptophyta, Magnoliopsida, Ranunculales, Papaveraceae. The transcript has 7 exons. The record is from RefSeq and is a predicted model, not a curated record.
GAAAGAGUUCAGCUUAAGAACAGACCAGAGAGAGAGAUUGAUUGAGAGAGGUGAAGAGUUUUAUUGGGAGAAAUGAAUACGAAUAUGAGCCUAGGUCGGAGAAGGAGGAGAAUUGGAAUCCAGGUUUGGACAAAUGGAAAGUUUUUCUCUUCUUCUUCAACUUGGAUUCGUAUCGGCCAUUAACAAAUAAGGGUUAGAAGUUAAAGUUAUGAAUUUCUAUGUAUUCAGAAGAAGCAGGAAGAGAAAUGAGAUAUCCAAGGAAAAGUGCUCAUGGUAUGAAUAUACGGAUCCUGGUUCAACAGUUGUUUUUUUCAGUGCUUGGGGGUACUUUAUACAACGCAUUGUUCAGUCAGGGACUGAAAUUUACAACUCCCACCAUUGCAAGCGGGAUUAAUAUUCUGUUUCCAGUAUUAAACUUCAUUGCGGCUGUGUUCUCCAGGAAUGAAGAAUUACAAUUUAAAUCAACUGCGGGAUGCUUGAAGAUAGCAGGAACUAUGCUUUCCGUUGGUGGAUCGCUAGUCGUUUCAUUCUACAGCGGGUUCCAAAUAUCUGUAAAUAAAUCCUCGGUUGAUUGGCAAUUUCUAAGAAGUUCAGGCACCACUCCAGAACCCAAUAGUGUUGGUCCGGUCCUGAUCGCAUUAAGUUGCUUGGCGAGAUUUGGUUGGUUUCAGCUGCAGGGAUGGUUAUGUAAAGACUUUCCUUACCCGUACACCAGCACUGCCAUAAUCUGCCUACUUUCAAGUAUCCAGUGUGCUAUUGUUGGGGCUGGUAUGAAGCAUACAGUUAAGGCUUGGUCCUUAGCAUCAACCUUGAGAAUCGUAUCGGUCUUAUAUAGUGGAGUGUUUGGAUCUGCAAUCACUUUCCUUGUGACGAAUCUUUUCAUCACAAAGAAAGGCCCAGUAUUUGUGUCGAUAUUUAACCCAAUAUUUUUGAUCUUUGUACAAAUUUUUGGAUGGGCCUUUUUUAAGGAAAACGUCUACUUCGGAAGUUUGCUGGGGUCUGCAUUAUUACUUGUGGGGUUCAUUGUCGCUCUAUGGGCAAAUUGGAAGGAAGUUUAUUUGAGCUCCAACACUGUAGAUUUAGAAGCUGGUGCUGAACAAGGUGUAGGGGGGACUGUGGAUUUAGAAGCUGGUGUUGAACAUUCUGAGGCUGGUAAUGAGGAUACCCAUCAAACAAGGCGAGGCUGGUUCAGUAGAUUUAUAAGCUGGCGUUGAACAACUCGAGGUUUGUAUGGAACAAGACAAGCGUUGGUGCACAGGAAGUGUUCAUAAGAUGGUGUUGAACAUUCUGAGGCUGGUAAUGAGGAUACCCAUCAAACAAGGUGAGGCUGGUUCAGUAGAUUUAUAAGCUGGCGUUGAACAACUCGAGGUUAGUAUGGAACAAGACAAGCGUUGGUGCACAGAAAGUGUUCAUAAGAUGGCCUGUGAUCCUAAUGUAGAACUUCCAGUCUUUCAUCUACUAAUUUAAAAAGAUUUAAGUUAUAUCUGGCUCAGGAACAAAAAUAGUUGCUUAUGUUUCAUUUACUAUGGAAAUAAGACCAGAAUUUUUUGUUUUGUCGUCUCUUGUAAAUAUGCAUUUUGCUUACCCUUGGAUGUACUUCCAAUGUGUAUUCGAAAAACACAUGCCUACAGUAGUUUUUUCUUUA